Molecule: messenger RNA, 1823 nt
Organism: Suncus etruscus (white-toothed pygmy shrew)
Lineage: Eukaryota; Metazoa; Chordata; Mammalia; Eulipotyphla; Soricidae
Gene: ZBTB45
Product: zinc finger and BTB domain containing 45
Exons: 3
Coding region: 71-1564 (497 amino acids)
Biological process (GO): regulation of immune system process; regulation of cytokine production; negative regulation of transcription by RNA polymerase II
Molecular function (GO): protein binding
Source: RefSeq, a predicted model, not a curated record
GCCGGAGUGUGGCCUGGGCGGUGGCGAGCAGGAGGCGCCGCGGCCCGGCCGGAGCCCGAGGGAGCCGGAGAUGGCGGCGGCGGCCACCGAGGCCGUGCACCACAUCCACCUGCAGAACUUCUCCCGCUCGCUGCUGGAGACGCUCAACGGGCAGCGGCUGGGCGGCCACUUCUGCGACGUGACGGUCCGCAUCCGCGAGGCCUCGCUGCGCGCCCACCGCUGCGUGCUGGCCGCCGGCUCGCCCUUCUUCCAGGACAAGCUGCUGCUGGGCCACUCGGAGAUCCGCGUGCCGCCCGUGGUGCCCGCGCAGACGGUGCGCCAGCUCGUCGAGUUCCUGUACAGCGGCUCGCUCGUGGUGGCGCAGGGCGAGGCCCUGCAGGUGCUCACGGCCGCGUCGGUGCUGCGCAUCCAGACGGUCAUCGACGAGUGCACGCAGAUCAUCGCGCGCGCCCGGGCCCCGGGGGCGCCCCUGCCCGCGCCCGUGCCCACGCCGCUGGCCCCCGCGCAGCUGCGCCACCGCCUGCGCCACUUGCUGGCCGCGCGCCCCGCCGGCCACCCCGCGCCCGGGCACAGCCGCAAGCAGCGCCAGCCCGCGCGCCUGCAGCUGCCCGCGCCGCCCGCGCCCGCGCCCGCGCCCUCGCCCGCGCCCGCCAAGGCCGAGGCGGGCCCCGACGCCCUGGCCGUGGCGCUGCCCGCCGCCCCGGACCGCGCCGGCGACGAGGACGAGGACGACUCCGAGGACGACUCCUCCGGCGAGGACGGGGAGGGCAGCGGCCUGGGGCUGGGCCUGGGCGAGGGCCCGGCCGCCGCCGCCUUCGCCGACUGCGCCCGGGAGGAGGAGCCGCCCGACUACCCCGGCCUCCAGCGGGGCGCCCCGGCCCAGGAGGCCUUCCCCGACGGCUACGCGGCCGCCUGGCCGGAGGAGGAGGCCUGUCCCCCCGCCGCCGCCGAGACCCCGGCGCCGGCCGACUGCGCCCUGGCGGGACCCCGGCCGCCCAGCGCCAAGACCCCGGGGGCGCCGCUCACGCUCUUCCCCUUCCACCUGGGCGCGCCGGGCCCGCCGGUGCCCGCCGGCGCCGCCCCCGCGGCCCCGCCGGCCUUCUACCCCGCGCUUCAGCCCGACCCGGCCCCCGGCGCCCCUCUGGGGGAAGCCCCGGCGCCGCCGCCGCCCGCCGCCGCCACCGCCGCCACAUCUGCCGCUGCGGCGCGCACGCCGGGGUCCGAGCCGCCCGCCUACGAGUGCACCCACUGCCGCAAGACCUUCAGCUCCAGGAAGAACUACACCAAACACAUGUUCAUCCACUCCGGCGAGAAGCCGCACCAGUGCGCGGUGUGCUGGCGGUCCUUCUCCCUGCGCGACUACCUGCUCAAGCACAUGGUGACGCACACGGGCGUGCGGGCCUUCCAGUGCGCCGUGUGUGCCAAGCGCUUCACCCAGAAGAGCUCGCUCAACGUGCACAUGCGGACGCACCGGCCGGAGCGCGCGCCCUGCCCGGCCUGCGGCAAGGUCUUCUCCCACCGCGCCCUGCUCGAGCGGCACCUGGCGGCGCACCCCGCACCGUGACGGGCCAGGAUGUCGCCGCACCCCGCCUCACCUCUCCCCUCCCCGGCUGCUGCCCCUUCCUUCCAGACCCAGCUCUCCCCGCACAUGCAGCCGUGGGGACGGGGGACGGGGUGGAGGCUGGGACCAUUCCUUUCCUGUGCGGGGCUCUGGGUACUGACCCCCGACACCCACCCAGCGAACCCCUCCUCCGUCUGGUCCUCCAGGGCUGGGCACCCCCACUUUGUAAUAAAGGACUGUGGGUCUGGACUCCCGGACUGGC